This is a messenger RNA of Equus quagga, 1477 nucleotides long. Its product is annotated as calcium-activated chloride channel regulator 4-like. Lineage: Eukaryota; Metazoa; Chordata; Mammalia; Perissodactyla; Equidae. The transcript has 5 exons. The annotation marks the transcript as partial. The record is from RefSeq and is a predicted model, not a curated record.
CUUGAAAGCAAGGGAUUAACACUCAACAAUAACCUCUGGAUGAAUGGCACUGUAAUAAUUGAUAGCACCGUGGGAAAGGACACAUUCUUUCAAUUCACAUGGGAGAAAGAGUUUCCCAACAUUUCUCUCUGGGAUCCCAAUGGAACACAGAUGGAAAAUUUCACGGUGGACACUCUUUUCAAAAUGGCCUAUCUCAGUAUUCCAGGAACUGCAAAGGUGGGUGUUUGGACUUACAGUCUUCAAGCCAAGCAAAACUCAGAAAUAUUAACGAUAACAGUAAACUCUCGGGCAGCAAAUCCUUCCGUGCCUCCAAUCACAGUGAAUGCUAAGAUGAAUAAAGACACAAACAGCUUCCCCAGCCCAAUGAUUGUUUACGCAGAAAUUCUACAAGGCUUUGUACCCAUUCUUGGAGCCAAUGUGACUGCUUUCAUUGAAUCAAAUAGUGGAAAAACAGAAGUUUUACAACUUUUGGAUAACGGUGCAGGUGCUGAUUCUUUCAAGAAUGAUGGGGUCUACUCCAGAUAUUUUACAGCUUAUUCAGAAAAUGGCAGAUACAGGUUAAAAGUACGGGCUCGUGGAGGAACAAAUGCUGCCACACGAAGCUUAAGGCGUCCACUCAAUAGAGCCGCAUAUAUACCAGGCUGGGUAGUGGAUGGGAAAAUUGAAGGGAAUCCAUCAAGACCUGAAAUUGAUGAGGAUACUCAGACACCCUUGGAGAGUUUCAGCAGAACAGCAUCCGGAGGUGCAUUUGUGGUUUCAAAUGUUUCAAAUCUUCCCUUGCCUGACCUGUACCCACCAAGUCAAGUCACAGACCUUGAGGCCACCCGUGAUGGGGACAAUAUCAGUCUAACAUGGACAGCACCAGGAGAUGACUUUGAUGUUGGAAAAGCUCAACAGUACAUCAUAAGAAUAAGUGGAAGUCUCCUGGAUCUAAGAGACAAUUUUGAUGACGCUCUGCAAGUAAACACUACUGAUCUCUUACCAAAGGAGGCCAACUCCGAGGAAACCUUUGCAUUUACACCAGGACGCAUCUCAGAAGGAAAUGCAACCCACAUAUUCAUUGCCAUUCAAAGUGUGGAUAAAAGCAAUUUGGCAUCAAAAGUAUCCAACAUCGCGCAAGUAGCUUUGUUUAUUCCUGAAGCAGAUUCCAGUCCCGAGGAAAAUUCCACUGGUUCUGGAGCUAACGUUUCUCCAUUUGUGUUGUUGGUGUCUGGGUCUGUGGCAAUUGUUAGUAUUAUUUCAAGUGCCACCAUUUUUUAUUAAACAAGAAAAAAAAUUCAAGCAGACCCAUAGCAAUAUUUUUAAAAACAACAACAAAAGUGAAAGAUAUUUCUGAAUUUGAAUUCAUCCUGUGUGAUCACGAACUCAUCAAAAUAAUUUUAAGAAUUCUAAGAAGUAUACUUUGAUGAAAUAUAAACAUCCAGGAGUAUUUGAAAAAUUAUAAAUCAAUGUUACAGUUUAUUUACACAUUAUUUUG